Messenger RNA from Exophiala bonariae, 1794 nucleotides. RefSeq lists its product as uncharacterized. The coding region runs from base 1 to 1794 and encodes 597 amino acids. NCBI's taxonomy places the organism in Eukaryota, Fungi, Ascomycota, Eurotiomycetes, Chaetothyriales, Herpotrichiellaceae. The record is from RefSeq and is a predicted model, not a curated record. Gene Ontology annotation, molecular function: oxidoreductase activity; FAD binding. The transcript has a single exon.
AUGCUACCAGUGGCUAUUGUUGGGGGAGGCCCCGUCGGGCUCGUUUCCUCCAUUCUGCUUUCGAUGCGAAAAAUCCCCCAUGUUAUCUUUGAGCAAUUUCCGGGAACGUCGAUCCAUCCUAAGGCCUGCGGGCUAAACCAGCGUACGAUGGAGAUCUUUCGGCAUAUUGGGGUGGAGCGUGAAGUCGUCAAACAUCGAGCCCCUCUGAAUGUUGCCGGAAAAACUGGAUGGUACACAAACAUAGGACCAAAUGGCCGUGAGAUCUAUUCCCGAGAUUCCUGGGGAGGCGGUAAAUAUCAAGAGGAGUAUCGACGAGCCAGUCCGGCGCAGUAUAGCACGCUGGCCCAGAUACGACUUGAGCCUAUCUUGCAGCGGCGUGCACUCGAAAUCGCGCCGAAUUGCAUUUCUUACAACUCUAAAGUCACAUCAGUAAAAGAGAAAGGAGACAAAGUUGUUUUGACAGUGGAUCGAGGCAAUAGAGGAAGUGAAGAUGUUGAAGCACAGUACGUCUUAGGGGCAGAUGGGGGCAGAGGCCUUGCAGAAAGCCUGGGAAUUGGAUGGGAAGGCGAGAGCGAUAUUGUUGACAUGUUUACUGCCCACUUCAAUGCAGACAUCGCCUCUAUCCACCCAAACAAAGCUGUUUUUAUCUCCUGGCUUGUCAAUCCGAAACUCAGAGGUAGCAGGGGCUCCGGAUACCUCUAUCACCUCGGACCCUACUAUCCAACGCGCGAAAAGAAGGAGGAGUGGGUUCUUGCGUCUCCUAAACAUCCAGAGGACCCGGUUGAAUUUGACGAGAAGACAAUGGUUGAACGGAUUCGAAGAAGUCUCGAGAUUCCUGAUUUGGACCUCAGUCUUCGAAGCAUUAGCAAUUGGACUGUGAAUGCAAAAGUCGCUGAACGCUAUCGAAGCGAGGGGGGACGCAUCUUUCUCGUUGGUGACGCAUGUCAUCGGGUACCACCAUGGGGAGCUCUCGGGAUGAAUUCUGGUAUACAAGAUGCACAUAAUCUGAUUUGGAAGCUUGGCCUUGCGCUCAAGUCUGGCCAGCCGACCAAGUACAGCAAUUUUCUUGACACAUAUGAGAAAGAACGUCGGCCUAUCGCCCAGCGCGUGGCCCGAAACAGCUUACACAACAUGCUCAACCAUAACAAUAUCAUGGACGGCGCUUUGGAUAUUACUGCCGAGACAUCGACAGAGGAAAACCUUGCAUCAGUAGCAGCAUACUUCGAUGAGAGUCAUGAGCUGUACAAGGAGAAGAGAGAACGAGUCCGCCAGGCGGCUGCUGACCUUGACAAUGAGUUCCACGCCCCUGGAAUUGAAAUUGGAUGGUUCUACGAGUCGGCUGACAUUAAUGGUGAAGGACUGGCAGCACGACAUGGAGGGCAACUGUUGGCGGAUGGGACGUUUGACAUCAACAACUAUCACCCGUCCACAAUUCCCGGCCACCAUGUUCCACACUCGUGGCUCCGAAAAGGUGAUACUACUAUUUCUACCCGCGACCUGGUGGAGCUAGACAAAUUCGUCCUACUCACAGGAAAAUCAGGCAUCUGGGAAUCUGUUCCAAAUGAUCUUAUUCAUGUACAGGUGAUCGAUGGGGAGGCUGGCUGGACCGAUAUCGAGGGUACAUGGGCACAACUCCGUGGUGUGGACGAGGACGGUGCUGUUUUGAUAAGACCAGAUGGGAUAGUUGCUUGGAGAGCGAGGAACUCUGAACCCUCAUCGACUUCUAAACUCACAGCCCUUGUCCAGAGCCUACUAUACCAGAAAUCCGACAGGAGGUGGGCGACACACAUGUAG